Messenger RNA from Carcharodon carcharias (great white shark), 2290 nucleotides. RefSeq names its product complement component 1, q subcomponent-like 3a (gene c1ql3a). The transcript has 2 exons. The coding region runs from base 280 to 1044 and encodes 254 amino acids. The record is from RefSeq and is a predicted model, not a curated record. NCBI's taxonomy places the organism in Eukaryota, Metazoa, Chordata, Chondrichthyes, Lamniformes, Lamnidae. Gene Ontology annotation, molecular function: protein binding.
ACUGCUUCCAGUCGGUGCCCUCGCUUAAAUUCCAGGCACUGUCUCCCAGUGCCCUCAUUCAGCAACUUCAGCCUCGAACACCUCCGAGCUGCCUGCUGGCACAAGGCGAGUGAAGCGGGCGGCCCGAAGUGCACUGUCAAAGCCUCCCCCGUUUUUCUCCCUGGUCCAGGUUUCUACUCAGCCAUCACCAUUUCUUCCAAAGGCAGGCAGGACGAUCGCCCCCCUCUCCCGCGGGUCGUCCGCAAGAAGCGACUGGUGGCCGCGGCGGUGGGGGUCCUCAUGGUGCUCCUGUUGGUCAUCCUGAUCCCGGUGCUGGUCAACUCGGCCGGUACCUCCGCCCACUACGAGAUGCUGGGGACCUGCAGGAUGGUCUGCGACCCAUACGGGACCAAAGCCACCACGGCAGCGGCGGAGACAGUGCGAGAUCACAGCGUGAUGCCCUUGCCCACCUUCAUCCAAGGACCCAAAGGGGAGCCCGGGAGAUCAGGGAAAGCCGGCCCGCGGGGCCCGCCCGGGGAACCAGGGCCCCCCGGCUCCAUCGGGCCACCGGGAGGGAAGGGGGAGCCGGGCAGACCGGGGCUACCCGGCCUGCCGGGACCUCCCGGGCCAAAUGCCGGGGCUAUCAGCGCCGCCACCUACAGCACAGUGCCCAAGAUCGCCUUCUAUGCCGGCCUCAAACGGCCACACGAGGGUUACGAGAUGCUCAAAUUCGACGACGUGGUUACCAACCUGGGGAACCACUACGACCCGACCACCGGCAAGUUUACCUGCUCCAUCCCGGGGAUUUACUUCUUCACUUACCAUGUGCUGAUGAGGGGAGGGGACGGCACCAGCAUGUGGGCAGAUCUGUGUAAGAACGGCCAGGUUCGAGCCAGUGCAAUUGCCCAGGACGCCGACCAGAACUACGACUAUGCCAGUAACAGCGUGGUGCUGCACUUGGAUGCAGGGGAUGAAGUCUAUAUUAAACUGGAUGGUGGCAAGGCUCACGGCGGUAACAACAACAAGUACAGCACCUUCUCUGGAUUUAUAGUCUACGCGGACUGAGGGAAGGGCGAACAAAUAAAGAAGCAGCCAAAUCAAAUCACCUCCUGCGUGAAGGACUGAGGGUGGGAUUCCCACGGCGUGAAAAGAUCACUGCAAAAACCAAGUGGACGGUCGCCAGAUGUGCUCCGUACUUCUGGAUACAACCAGCCGUUGUUUUUGUUUUUGAAAAAAUGCUUUUUGAAACAUACCUGCACACCUCGAAAAGACCAUGUCUUAUCUAAAUUGGCUCAGUUUGGGUUAGUCCACCCAAAGCAAUUUCUCAGUGUUAGAUUGUGUUUGUGAGAGGAAUUCUGUCCAGUACUGAGCACAGUGGUCAGUUUAUAAAACCUCAAGAUCGUGUGGGGGGAAAAAAAGCAAGAUUUUCAAGUGUUCCUCAUUCUCUGAUGCUUUGACAUAUUGAACUCACAGCUUUAUCCAUGCAGCACCCAUUUGGUUGUCGUGACUAGCCAUUUCUCUGCUUGGAAUACCACAUUAAUCGCUGUGGCGAGCGACGAUUUUCUAACAACUAUUAUAAUUGCAUUGUUAAAUGAGUAUGCUGCUGUUUUUAAUAAGGUCAGUGUUUGCCUUCAAUUAGAGUCAUUCAUUUAACAAUCACAAAUUAAUAUAAAGAAUUACGUGCGUGCAAUAGAUACUGUGCAGCUUUCUGAUCGCUGUGGCAUGAAUUUCAAAUUCGAUAUAUCCAUGUAUAUGCAAUAAGAUGCCAUAGAUUUUUAAAAUAAAUCUUUUGAUCAUAGAAGUGUUAAAGUAUUCAAUAUUUUCGUGCAACGCCUAUGAAUUUAGCUCUUUUACAUUGAUUCGAUUGCUCACAUUUUGAUUAUCAGUUAACAUUUCUUAUCACAAUAUAUGACCUUAUUAGACGUAAUAAGUAAAUGGUUCAAACCAUUCAACCUUGCAGGUUCCUUCUCGGUAUAUUUGAUUUAAUAAGAUACAUUCUACCUGUCUGAUGAGCAAUUUCACCACACAUAACUGAUGAUCAAGUGCGGUGGUAUUCUACGUAAGAACCUAUCAUAUAAUGUUAGGGCAGUGUUAAAACGUGCUUCCAGCUUUAGGUCUCUAUCUUAAAUUCAGCAGAAAUAAAUAAGAUAUUUUGCACUUAAUUACCUCCACAACUAACACUUCCCCCCCCAAUUUUGUUUAGGAUUAGUCUGGUAUAAGGCAGGCAUUUGCUUUUCCCCAUUUAGAUUUUAAUUUUACGCGGCGUAUUAAAAUAACUCAGUUACUGUUUUGGGGCCCGGGUUACUGUUAA